AUGGCCGCCGAGGGAGACAAUGAAAAGGUCGCCAUGUCUGGGAACGGUUGGAGACCUGAGCCCGCCUCGUCGAUCCUUGCUGCGCAUUUUGCACCGCGUCUUGCCUCCCAAGGACACGAUGCUCAUCUCACAAGAGAGACUUUCUCACAGCUACGUCAGGAACUUCUCGGUGAAGCUCACAAUCAAUUACGUGUGGACGAAGAUGUCACGGAUGUCAACAAACUCAUAUGCAUUGUAUUGAAGGCUGGGCUCGAUAUCAGCCCCAAAAGCAACUCUCAGGAGCAAAAUUUAGAAGGGCAAGUACUCGACUGCUUGGACAUCAUUCAAGCAAGCAUUGAGAAAUCCCCCCAAGCUCUGUGGGAAACAUCUGACCCACUCAUCUGGGGUGAGGAUAUACAUGCGCCUCUGUUUUCAUGGCUGAUUCUACGCCUGAUUCGACUUGCCAACAUCUGGACAUCCGAGAUUGUACGUGACAGGAUUCAACUUAUAUGGUCUAGUUUAGUAUACUGUGGCCAAAGACAGGCCCGGUCAUUGCCAGCAAGCUAUGCGGUUGCUGCGUUUCUGCGUGCUUGCACUUCAGAUAUCUUGCUCUCCCUUGAAAAGUGUCAAUUCAAUGAUCCCUGGUCGUCACGCCACGAAAAUUUGACGAUACCCGCAGAAGGGGGAACCCUCAUUGAAGACAUCGAAAAUCUAGGUCUCUCCCCUAGUUUGUGCAGUAACCGUACACUCCUUGGGAAUUUUUAUCAAUCGUUUUCACUAGCCUGCCGAUUGCUAGAUUCGUUCAGCCCGAAUAAUGAUGUGGUGUCUCGUGCAAAGCACCAUGAGUUCAACCUUUCGUGGACGCUGAACGGGUAUCAUCGUCUGCGAAAGGUCAUUCUUGAGUGGCUGCACCUCUUUAGGGCAAAAUUAACUCCAGAAGAUGAGUCUUUAUCUUUACAAUACCUGACUUGCUUGCAGCGAUGCUGGGUCUCGGGAUCCCAUACCUCAAGUCUACUUUCAAACACAAGCUUGGUUUCUACAUGGUGUCAAUUCCUACGUGGAAUAUUGGGUCUAGAUGUUCUAUCUCAACUGAAUUCUGUUCAAGCCCUUCUCAGUUGCUUCCUAGAUGAUCUUUCACGGGCAGCAGCCAACUCGAGAUCACUGGUCCAACAGUUGAGAGAAGCUCUACCAGCUUUGGGAGAUGUUGAAUCAGUGCAUUUAAACGAUCAGCUCUCUGAAUCACAUCUGUGGAGUUCCUUCCAAACAUUACAUGCCAAGUUAAAAACACCCCCCAGACCUGGUGCUUUACCCCAAGAUGAGCCAAAUGAAAAUGCUCGGGCACCGAAGCGGUUAUGUCUUCCCGGACUAUCUACAGAACCCAACAGCCAUGACUUGCUCCAAGUGCUUGGGGGAGAAUUGUCCUCUGUUCUUCACUUUGACUGCGGCAAGUCAAUAUCUGAGCUGCUUGCUGUCAUCCAAAAAUCGCACAAUGAAACUUCCGAUCCUCAGAAAAUUGUAAUGCUGGACAUUCUUGGGAAACUCGCAUGUGCAGUAACAAGAAAGUUUCAGAACAAGCCUUCUGAUAUCAUAGAACGAAACAUCCUCUUUUGCCAAACAUGCGAUAUUGAAACAGGUCCGCACAAUGACGCCGACACAACAGAGUGUCCUGAUUACGGUGAAAUUUGGACAUUAUUUAAUUCCAUUCUACCCAGGCUAACCCGCACGCCUGGUCCUCGGAUUUCUGCAAUGGUUGCUUUGAGACGAAUUUUAAUGCAUGCUCCCAACUCCAAUCAGAUGCAUCUUUCAACUUCCGCUUCUGGUGAGUUCUGUCUGCAUUCACUUCGCAGUUCUAUCAGGGAAUUACGCAUUGCGGCUGGACAUACUGUGGUGGCAUUUGUACGUCCAGGUCUUCCAACAGACGUUCGUCGAGCCAAUUUUGUCGCUGUGCUUGAAUGGAUCAAGAAUCUCUCGGGGAAAGACGACAUGCCAGUGCAAGAAGCCUGUAUCAUGACACUUUGUCGGUUAGCCACCGUCUCAGAGGAUGAAGAAAAGAACAUCAUUCUUUUGCGUCUACUGGAGUAUCUCGCGCAUACAAAUCCCUAUGUUUGCGCUGUGGCCUAUAAUGAGCUAUCUAAACUUGCACAGUACUUUUCUCUGACACCUGCUGGCCUAUUUAGGCCGUACUGGAGAACCCUCUCAGUGACAGUUGUCAAAAACCUUCAAUCUCGCCCACAUAUGGCUGAACAGUUAUGUGACUUACUUGGCAUGAAAGUGGAUGGCUUCCUUCGGCUGACGGAAGUCCAUGUCUUGCCUUACUUGGUUCUGACUCGAAAAAGAGACAUCAUUUGCAGAAUUGGGGCUAGCCGCAAUGAAGGCGAAUCUGCCUUUGAUGUCUGCUCGGAGAAAAACAAUCUAGCUGCAAUUCUUGCUUUCCUCUUAUCACAGCAAUCAGACAACCCAGAGGCCAUGAUCAUGUCCCUUUUGGCAGAGAUAGAUCCCGCUUUCAAGGGCCGGACAUUGGCAGAGUUGGUUAGAAUCGAACCAAUUCUUAUCACCUGUGAUCUGCUGAAAAGUCUCGGUGAUGCGGGCGAGCAAAAAAAGGAUAGGUUUUAUCAGGCUCUUCAACGCCUGGCUACAUUCGUUCCACGAAAGAUCUCACAUGGAACCACGUCAAGAAAGACAGACCUGAGUCACUUCAUUGAGGAGCAUGUUCUCGGUAUUAUCACCCAAUUCGCAAAUGCCAUCAACGACUUCCAGGUGAGACAAACUUUGGCAGAGAAGAGACGAAAUAUCAAAGCUAUCGAAGAGAUGAUCAAAAUUGCCCAGGGUCACGUUAGCAGUGCUUUGCCUCAGGUCUGCGCCUGUCUUCGUUCCGCUCUUGAGAUCGAGGAAUUAUGCGACUGUGCAUUCUCUGCAUGGAAGACUUUGGUCAGCUCACUUACUGAAGAGGACCUUGAGCCCAUAAUUGACCAAACACUGGCAAUUGUGAUUAGAUACUGGGACAAUUUGACCGAAGAGAGCAGAAAUCGUGCCUGUCAGCUCAUUGAUCACAUAUUGACAAACCAUCAGAGUCUUGUGAGAGAUACAUUCAACACAAUGCCUUCACUCGCCUCUAUUCCAGAGCUAGCCCCCUUCGAUGCCAAGAUAAAUGAUCUCAGGGCUCAAAUGGAUGUGCGUAGCCAGUUUGUGGCGCUUAUACGUCGCUGCCAAAGCGAGAAUGCUACCGUCGUCGAACAGGUAUUGAUGGAAUUAGCACCUUUUCUGGCCGCAAACGAGGAAUUCCUCCACGACUCUGUUCUCAGUGAACAACCAGAUCCUGUGAUUGCCCAUAUGACAAGGUCGCUCUUGGAUUGUUGCGUGAAGUUCAACACUACCUCAGACAGCAUCACAUUGCUGUCAGCGCAAUGCUUGGGCCUUGUUGGCUGCCUUGAUCCUAAUCGAGUAGAGACAAUAAAAGAGAAAAAGGACAUACUUGUUUUGUCUAACUUCGACAGAAUGGAGGAAACUGUCGCCUUUAUUCUUUUCUUUCUCCAAAACGUACUGGUGGAGGCAUUCUUGUCUGCUUCCAAUACCAGAGCUCAAGGGUUUCUAGCAUGGGCCAUGCAGGGUCUUCUCAAAUUCUGCAAACUCAACUCGGUACUUAACCAGCGGUCUCGCGACCUCCAAGGCGACGAAAAGCAUCAGCGCUGGAUGGAGCUUCCAGAAAGUGUUCGGAACACUCUCACGCCAUUUCUCACAUCGACGUACACGGUCACCGUUGUCACCAAUCAUGCCGAAAUCAGAUAUCCCCUGUUUUCUCCCAAGUUGACUCAUAGCGAGUGGCUUCGAGCGUUCGUGCAAGACCUUCUACAAACAGGCAAUGGAGAUAAUGCAAAGAUGGUCUUCUCCAUUUCCAGUCGUGUGGUGAAAGGUCAAGAUAUCUCUAUAUCUUCGUUUCUUCUACCCUUCGCGGUUCUGAACCGUGUCGUGGGAGGAACUGAGCAGGAGAAACAGGAUCUUCAAUGCGAGUUGAUGAGAGUCCUUUCUCAUCCUGUUCCUGAGACAAACAACAAUGCCCGUGAGACCAUCAUUAGCAGUAGCCAAAGUGUUUUUGAAGUGCUCGAUUACCUGUCUAGAUGGUUACAAGGAAAGAAGAAGCACCUCAACGGCUUGGCACAAGGAUCCAACCAUUCGAGUCGUUCCCAUAAAGAUUUAAGUCGCGACGCGCUCAUCGACAAAUAUUCGUCACAGAUCAAGUCUGUUGAAACACUUCUAUCUUCCAUACCUCCCGAGAUCAUCUCCAAGCGUGCUGUUGAAUGUAAAUCAUUCUCCAAAGCACUCUUUCAUUGGGAGCAGUACAUUCGAAAAACCAAAUUGCGUGAAGGAGAGCAAGAUCGCGGUACCCUUGAGCCUCUGUAUCAACGAUUACAAGACAUUUACAGCCAGAUCGAUGAGCCGGAUGGUAUUGAGGGCAUCUCAAGCCACUUGUCCGCCUUGAAUAUUGACCAGCAAGUCCUUGAACAUAGGAAAGCAGGGAGAUGGGCCACAGCACAGAGUUGGUAUGAACUGCAGCUUGAAAAAGAGCCUAACAAUGUUGAUGCUCAAUGGAAUCUCGUGACCUGCCUCAAAGAAUCCGGUCAACAAGAUGCCAUCCUGACUCGCUUCGAGGUUCUGAAAGAAAGUGAAUCAGCGGCUUCACGAUUCCUUCCGUUCGCAGUUGAAGCAACGUGGAUCAUGGGCAGAUGGGAUAAGCUAGAAGGAUAUCUUGGACUGUGUACCGAACAGGGCACUGAGGAGUUCAAUGUUGGCAUCGGAUCGGCUCUUGAUGCUCUUCGUCAAAAGAAAACAAGUUCAUUCACAGACAAGAUCAACGAGCUUAGGCUCAAUGUUGCUCGAUCGCUGACCACCAAUUCAGUGGCGUCACUACAGUCAUGCCAUGAUGACAUGCUUCGAUUGCAUGCAUUAUCAGAGGUAGAAUCUAUUGCUAGAGUAGGAUCUGGUCGCUCACAUUCCGGCUUGCUUGAUACACUGGACAGACGGCUGGAUGUGUUGGGUGGUUACCUAUCUGACAAGCAAUAUCUUUUGGGACUGAGACGUGCCACCAUGGAGCUAGCUGGUGAAUUUGCCGAUUCUGACAUCUCUGCUGCGUGGCUGACUAGUGCACGUCUCUCACGCAAGGGAAAUUUCAGCAGUCAAGCGUAUCAUUCGAUGCUAAAUGCUGCACGGUUGAAAGACAGAUCUGCUGCUAUUGAACAUGCGCGACUGCUCUGGAAAGAUGGACAUCAUCGAAAGGCCAUUCAGACCCUGGAGGGUGCAAUAUCUAACAAUGAAGCCACCCAGACCACAUCCUCUUCUAGUGACGUUGAAGUCAUGUCAUUCCUUUCGGGCCGCGGACAGCAUCAAAAUGAAUCUACUGCCCUCGCUCAUCUCAUGCUGGCUAAAUGGACAGACAGAGCUGGUCAGACCCAUUCUCAGGCCAUUGUUCAGAGAUACCGAGAAGCUAUCAAGCUAUACCCAAAGUGGGAAAGGGCGCAUUAUUAUUUGGGAAAGCACUACAACAAGAUCCUGGAGUCUGAGAAAGUCAAACCCAUGGGAAAGGAGGCCCAGAUAUAUCUAAGUGGAGAAGCAACAAAGCUUGUCAUCGACAAUUAUCUCCGCUCAUUGACAUACGGGACCAAAUAUGUUUUUCAAACAUUGCCUAAGCUCCUUACGCUCUGGCUUGAACAUGCCUUUAUUGUUGAACAGCCACUCGAUCCCAAAAGGGGCGACAACGAAGAUUUCCAGCGACACACAAAAGCCCAAAGACAAAAGAGUCUGGAUGAGAUGCAUGCACAGCUAAAGAAAUACAUCGAGAAACGACUACAAGCAGCUCUGUUGUUCACAAUCCUUCCCCAGGUUGUUGCUCGGAUCUGUCACCCCAAUAGCACAGUCUACGAUCUUUUGACGCGGAUUGUUGCCAAAGCGGUUCACAAUUUCCCACAGCAGGGUCUCUGGACUGUUCUUGCCGUCGUCAAAUCUUCCAAUAAGGAGCGAGCUACUAAGGGCUUCACCUGCCUGCAGAAGAUUAUGGAUUAUGGAAACAAGUCCAAGGGAGAGUCAUCCUCGGCGUCGGAAAUUCGCCGCAUGAUAAAUCAAGGACAGAAGUUUUCCGAAGAACUACUCCAGCUUUGUCUUGCCAGAGUUGAGAACAAGGUGACCAAGGUUCAAUUAGGUCGCAAUCUAGGAUUCAAUCACAAGGUUGCACCCUGUCGGCUGGGCUUUCCCCGGGAUCCAACAACCAUCGAGGCCGUUCUCGAUGACGCCCAAAUCUUGAAUUCGCUCCAAAAGCCACGCAAGAUUAGCAUACGAGGCUCUGAUGGGAAGAUCUACAAUGCGCUGUGCAAACCUAAAGAUGAUUUGCGCAAGGACCAACGUCUCAUGGAAUUCAAUAACAUGAUCAACAGGUUUCUCAAGAGAGACGUCGAAUCAAGCAAGCGACGCAUGUAUAUCAAAACGUACGCCGUGACGCCUUUGAACGAGGAAUGUGGUCUCAUCGAGUGGGUUGACAACCUCCGUACACUGAGGGAGAUUAUCAUGAAAGGGCUACGCGAAAGAGGAAUCACACCAAACUACAAUGAGAUCAGGCACUAUUUGGAAGACAUCUGCGCCGAUCAAUCCUUCUCAAAGUUGCCAUUGUUUACAACCAAGAUCUUGGCCAAGCUUCCCCCAGUUCUCCAUGAGUGGUUCAUCGAGAUGUUCCCCGAGACGGAAGCAUGGUUCACAGCCAGACUGCGGUAUACACGAUCUUCUGCCGUUAUGUCCAUGGUGGGAUAUGUCCUCGGUCUGGGCGAUCGACAUGGGGAGAAUCUCUCAUUCGAAGAAGGUACAGGUGGUCUGCUGCAUGUCGAUUUCAACUGUCUGUUUGACAAAGGUCAAACUUUCGAAAAGCCCGAGGUGGUACCAUUCCGACUGACCCAUAACAUGGUGGAUGCGUUUGGCGCUUAUGGAUACAAUGGUGGGUUUGGGUGGAAGCUCGAUGCUGGUUCUAUGCUAAUCCUAGAGGUAAUAGGCCCCUUCAGGCGAACCUGUGAAAUCACUCUCAGUCUUUUACGACAGAACGAGGACGCUUUGAUGACUGUUCUCGAGACCUUUUUGCACGAUCCAACAACAGAUUUCAUUGGCAAGAGACGCCGCACCCAUGUCAAUGUUCCCGAUACACCAGCUGGUGUUUUGGAGGACGUGCGGAACAAACUUCGCGGCUACAUGUCUAAACAGCCUAUUGCCCUUUCCGUGGAUGGUCAAGUGGACGAGUUGAUUAUGCAGGCAACAGACCAGAAGAAGCUGGCGUCGAUGUAUAUCGGAUGGUGUUCGUUCUUCUGA
Messenger RNA from Penicillium nucicola, 7317 nucleotides. RefSeq names its product protein kinase MEC1 (gene atrA). The record is from RefSeq and is a predicted model, not a curated record. Gene Ontology annotation, biological process: DNA damage checkpoint signaling; protein phosphorylation; telomere maintenance. Bases 1 to 7317 code for a protein of 2438 amino acids. Lineage: Eukaryota; Fungi; Ascomycota; Eurotiomycetes; Eurotiales; Aspergillaceae. Gene Ontology annotation, molecular function: protein serine/threonine kinase activity; protein binding. Gene Ontology annotation, cellular component: nucleus. The transcript has 11 exons.